CACAAAACUGUGUUCUCAAACUAGAGAGAAGGUGACGUCAUUAUGGACAUUUUUGGAGGCGCUCCCCGAGUUCUGGGCUACCCACGACCUGUGGUGGCACAAUGUGGCACAGACACCACACUGAAGUGCCAAAUUGGUGGGGACCCACGUCCUGAUGUUGUCUGGGAGCGUAAAAACGUCCAGAUCUUGUCUGAGGGACGCUAUAAGCUGUCUGAGGAAGGAAAGGCAUACUUGCUGACCAUUAGUGGCGUGAACCCGCAGGAUGCCGGGCAGUACAUCUGCAAGGCCAGAAAUAGCAUCGGUGAAACCUACGCGGCAGCUUCCCUCAAAGUAGAAGGGGAAUCCCAAAAGGAAGUGGGCCAAAGGCAACUAGAGGUCAUUGGUGUGAAGCCACAGAUGCUGGAGAAUGGAGAACAUGAAGGUCAUAUGAACGGCUACUGCAAAGUGCCAGAGAAUGAAAUGCUGAAUCCAAACAGUGAAAACAGGGAAGAAAAACAACUUGAACUAAACAUGGAUGUGAAGUGUAAUGGCAAGGAAAAACGAGACGAAGUUGACCUCACAUCAGACGAUAAACCGCGGUUCCUCAUCAAACCCCUCUCACUGCGCGUGGACCGAGGUGAAGACGCCACGUUCUCCUGCAAAAUCUGGGGAGUGCCGCUGCCUGAGGUGGUGUGGGAAAAAGAUAGCAAGAAGCUAAAUGAUAUCUUCGAGAGUGCCCACUUCAGCGUGAGCAGUCAAGAUGGCGGCUGGUUCCAGCUCAAGAUCUUCCACACGCGCAUGCCCGACAAAGGAGUCUACACAUGUAAGGCUGUAAACUGUCAUGGCGAAGCCUUGGCUGGUGCCGUGCUCGUGGUUGAACCAGUCCCAGAGCGAGGAGAGAGUAAAAUUUCAUCAAAUGGUUUUGCUAACAGCCAACGGUCGCCGAAGCACCGCAGCGGAAGGUUACGUUUGUCAAGGACCGUAGACAAUCCUCCUGUGAACGCAUCCAAUGCUAAGAAAUUUGCAGUGGCGGAGGGAAAACACGCCAAGUUUCGUUGUUUUGUAACAGGGAAGCCAAAGCCAGAGAUCAUCUGGAAGAAAGAUGGCGUGGCACUUGAACCUGGAAGGCGGCAUCUCAUAUUUGAGGACCGAGAGGGCUACUACACGCUAAAGGUUCUGUACUGUAAGGUGCAGGACACUGGACUUUAUGUGUGCGCAGCGUCAAACGCACUUGGAAACACCCUCAGUGCCGUUCACCUGUCCGUCAAAGGUCCACCUGUGCGGUUCAGGCGUCCUUUAAAAGACUUGGAAGUGAAGGAGCGGGACGUUGCCAUCCUGGAGUGUGAGGUGCCCAAUGACUCGGUCACAGCAUCCUGGUACCUGGAGGAUCAAAGGCUGAUGCCAAGCAGUAAAUACUGGAUGGAGCAGAAAGGAACCAGGCGAACGCUUACCAUCCAUGACGUUGUGACAGACGAUGACGGAGUCUACCUCUGUGAAAUGCCUGAUGGUGGGAAGAGUAUCGCAGAGCUGUCAGUUAAAGGAACAAUUAUUUGUAAACUCCCUCGAAAAGUGGAAGUCCUUGAAGGGGAGAAUGCUGCGUUCUGUGUGGAGGUGGAGGAUGAUGACAUGGACGUCCACUGGUUCAAAGAUGGCUUGAUGCUACAUGAGACCCACCAGACCAUCCUUAAAUCAUUUGGUAAAACCCACCUUCUGGUCUUCGUCAAUGUGGCUCAUCAAGAUUCAGGGGUCGUGACGUUUAUUGCAGGGAGAUCCAAGACCUCAUCUCGACUCAAGGUCAAAGCCACAAGACACUGUCCUCCUAUCUGCCCUGUUGGGGUCAAAAUAGAUGUAGAUCGGCCCAAUAGUGCCCUCCUCACCUGGGUUCCAGCUCCCAACAGCCAGACCACCACCCGUUCCAUUUUUGUGGUGGAGAGACAAGAGGUUGGCUCCCAGGAGUGGCAUAAGUGUUUCACCUCAGAAACAGACACAUCAGCAGAGAUCACCAGCGACAUGGUGUUGUGUGAAGGAAACUACCGCUUCCGAAUCUGCUGCAUCAACAAGUAUGGGCGCAGUGGUCAUGUGGAGUUCCCCAAAGUGGUCCAUCUGGUUCCUGGGCCUAAGAUUCGCAGCCACCUCCAGGUUUGCGAAGUAGUGGAGGGAGAAGAUGCUCAUUUGUCUAUUGAACUCUCCGUUCCGAUGGUUGGAACCUGGUUCCUCAACAGCUCCCAACUCAAACAUGGCAGCCGAUACUCGAUACAGCAGUCUCAAACGAAGCACUCGCUGGUUAUUCACCAAACAUGUGCAGCAGACGACACAGCAGAGGUGACUUUCAUAGCAAAUGGAGUUCGGGAUUCAACGGUUCUCAAGGUCACAUCUGCGGUGGUGAAGUUCAGUCCGCUGUCAGAGGAAGACAGCAAUAAGAGGGUGGAGACUGGCGGCACCAUCGUUCUUUACUGUGAAGUCUCUCACCCUUUUGCAAAAGUGUCCUGGUUUAAAGAUGGUGCGGAGCUCCAGGUAACUGACGCCCUCAAAAUCCAAUCAGAUGGGAACAUGAGGAGGAUUGUGAUCCAAUCAGCAGAUGCGUCUCAUUCUGGAGUUUAUACCUGCGAGACAACAGACGAUGUCAUCAAAUUUAAUGUCGAGGUUGCAGGUCUUCCUGUGGAGUUCAGUCCUGUCUCAGAAGAAGAACUCUGUAAGAGCAGCAUGGAGCUGGACCCUGUGGUGUUGGUCUGCCAUGUCUCACAAGAUGAUGCAGACGUUGUGUGGAUUAAAGAUGGCCAUGAGAUCUGCCCCACGGACAACAUCACCCUGCAGUCAGAAGGAACUAUGAGGCGGCUGAUCAUCCGCUCUGCAGAAACCAAAGAUGCUGGCAGCUACACCUGCCAGGCUGGCAAAAACAGUGUGAACUUCAAUGUCAACAUCAGAGAGCCUCCAGUGAUGAUUGUGGACCCCAAAGAUGAUGUUGUGAUGGAAAGCUACAUCUCGGAGGAGAUCCACCUGCAGUGCGAGUUGUCCCGUUCGAGUGGUCGGGUUCAGUGGUUAAAAGACGGGGAGGAAGUGGAGGAAACUGACAACAUCAAGCUGAUUUCCGAGGGCCCCUAUAGAAGGUUGAGCAUCCUCUGUGGAUCAGCAGAAGACGGUGGAGAAUAUGUCUGUGAAACAGAUGGAGACUCUGUCUUCUUCCAACUUACUGUCACAGAGCCGCCAGUCCGAAUAAUUUCCCCCAGUGAAUCAGAGCUGGAAUUAACCCAAGUGGCUUCCAAAAGGUUGGAGCUCAGCUGUGAGAUCUCCCAAACUGAUGCCCAAGUCCAGUGGUACAAAGAUGGCUUGGAGGUGGUGGAAGGCCCGAACUUGAUCUUGGAGGAAGACGGCUGCCGACGACGUCUGGUGAUCCCCAGAACGACUGUGUGCGACACAGGAGAGUAUGUGUGUGACACUGAAGAUGAUGCUGUGACCUUUUUGGUGAAUGUUACAGAUCCACUGGUGAUGCUUCGGCUUCCUGACACUAUGUCUGAUAAUGUGGAGAGUUUUGUUGGCAAACCAAUGGUGCUGGAGAUCGAGGUGUCCCGUCCAAAUGCAGAGGUAAAGUGGCAGGUCAAUGGAAGAGAGAUCAAGGAAAGCAGUCACGUCGCCCUAACAAACGAUGGAUUCUUCCGUCGUCUGACCCUCCACUGUCCUACAUCAGAGGAUUCUGGCACGUAUACUUGUGACGCUGUUGACAGUAAAAUUGCCUUCCAGGUCAAAGUUUCAGAGCCUCCAGUAAAGAUUCUACGAAAGUCAGAGAUUAAAACGAAUGUCAGCUCUCUGAUUUCUGAUGACAUCGUGUUGGAGUGUGAACUCUCCAGAGCCAACGCCGUCACCAAAUGGUAUAAAGACGGCUGCCACAUCCAGGACGAUGAAAGGUUCUGCGAGGAAGAAGAAGGAGCUUUCCGUUCACUUGUCAUCCUCAAUGCGGAACUCGUUGAUUCAGGAGAAUACUUCAUGGAUGCAGGAGAUGACAGUAUAAGUUUCCAGGUUACAGUAAAAGAGCCUCCAGUGGCCAUUGUGGGCAACUCAAAUGACCCCGACUACCAGAAUAUGGUGGCAGGGGAAGACCUGAUCCUGGCCUGUGAGGUGUCUCGUCCCAAUGCUCCCGUCCAGUGGUACUGCAAUGACAGACUCCUGACCAAUGACUCUCGCACCUACAUUGAGAGUUAUGGCACUCUGAGGAAAAUUAUCAUCUCGAAUGUUCAACCCUCUGAUUCAGGGAAGUACAUGUGUGACGCUGUGGAUGACAAGAUGAUCAGCACUGUCAGGAUUCAAGAGCUUCCAGUCACGUUUGUGAACAAGGAAGAAUAUGAUGUUGUGACGGGAUACGAAGGGGAGAGUAUCACAUUAACAGGGUUUGUGUCCAAAGAAAGUGCAUCUGUGUGCUGGCUGAGAGACGGGAUGCCUGUUGAUGGUGAACGCUUCCGAGUACUCAUGGACGGCCACAAGCGCACCAUCACCAUUGACCCACUGAGGCGCUCUGAUGCUGGCGAGUACACCUGUGAUGUCAACACGGACCAGAUUCAUUUUGGCCUGCUUGUGAAAGAAAUGAGAAUCAAAUUCACGAGGCCACUUCAAGACACGGUGGCCCACGCCGAUGGCAUGGUGACCCUUCGAUGUGGAGUGUGUAAGCCGAAGGCAGACGUCCAGUGGCUGAAGAAUGGCGUUGAGAUUAAUCCUAGCAGGAGGUUCUCAAUUCGAGCAGAUGGAGUAGAACGAAGCUUGACCAUCCAUCGAUUAACCAGAGAGGAUGCUGGGGAGUAUGCCUGCGAGUCCAAAGAUGACAGAACCGUAGCAACGCUGAGAGUAGACAUGCCUCGGGUGGUGGCAUUCCUCACCGAGCUCCACAACACCACUGUAAUGGAAGGAGAAGAUGCCAUCUUUAAGUGUGUGGUUUCCCCCGAGAAUGUGCAGUUGUUCUGGUUCAUGGACAAUGAGGUCAUCAACCCCAGCGACCGUUUCCAGGUAUCCCAGAAUGGCCUGUGCCACAGUUUAGUCAUCAGGAAGUGCCAGAUGGUGGACUGUUCCAAGAUCACAGCUGAGGCUGAAGGAAACAUCAGCAAAGCUUGCCUCAAAGUUCAGGAGGCUCAGGUCAUGUUUACAAAGAAAAUGGGAGCUGUAAUGGCAGAGGAGUACGGCAAGGCCACCUUGGAAUCGGAGAUCAGCAUAGAAACAGGAGAGGUCCAGUGGAUGAGACAAGGCGUGGUCAUCAACCCGGGACCUCGACAUACACUAACCCAAAAUGGCUGUAAACGCAGUCUAACCAUUCACAACCUGACUCUGUCAGACAGGGGAACCUACCGCUGUGAGACGCUGCAUGACCGGAUGCAGGUCAAGCUCAACGUAGAGCCCCGUAAGAUUUCCAUCCACAAGGGCCUCACUGAUCAGGAAACCUUUGAGCGGGAGACAGCCUCCUUCGAGGUGGAGCUGUCCCACGCAGACAUAGAAGGGAUUUGGCAGAAAGAUGGCAUCCGGCUGAAGCCGAACAAUCAGUGGAGGGUGAGCACCAAUGGGCGGAUCCACGGGCUGACCCUGUCCAACCUCACCCUGGACGACACGGGCACCAUCGUGUUCUCGGCUGAAGGCGUGCGAACAUCCGCCCGACUUACAGUCAAAGAGAUGCCGGUGUCAAUCCUGAGAGCACUGGCCGAUGUCCGCGUGGAGGAGGAGUUUCCCGCCACUCUGGAGUGUGAAUUUUCCAGACAAAACAUCGAAGUUCGGUGGUUCAAGAACGGGACUGAGCUGAAGCCGGGGAAGAACUGUCGGAUCUACUCCAUGGGCCGGAAGCGGUUUUGUCAGAUCCUACAGUGCUCUCGGGUCGACUCUGGCACCUACACAUGUGACACGGGGGAAAUCAAAACUUCUUCUUCGCUGGAGGUUUAUGAACACGAGCUGCAGGUUGUGCAGGACCUGGAGGACCUCUACAUCCAGGAGGACCAGAACGCUGUCUUUAUGUGCGAGGUUUCACUGGAGGAUGUGAAGGCGGAGUGGUACAAGGACAGCCACAAGAUCAGACCCAGCAGCACCACAAAGAUCCGCGCUGAAGGGACCAAACAUUUCCUGCUGAUGUGUAAUGUCAGCACUGAAGAUGCUGGAGAAAUCCGCUUUGUGGCCAAAGAUGUUGAAUCCACCGCCUACCUCGAAGUAGAAGAACUUCCUGUUUCCAUUGUCAAACCGCUGCGAGACCGAACAGCGCUGGAGAAACAUCGUGCGAUCCUGGAAUGCACAGUGUCAUCGCCUCACUGCAGUGCCACCUGGUACAAGGGCAAAGAGGAGCUGGUUCCUUCCGAUCGGCUGGAGAUCCUGGCUGAGGGCUGCUCCCAUAAACUGGUGAUCCAGCAGGUGGCGGUGGAGGACGAGGGCACCUACAGCAUCGAGGUUGGGGAGCACACGUCCAAAGCCAGACUAAUGGUGGAAGCCCAGGCACUGGUGAUAGUCAGAGAGCUGGAGGAUGUGGGUGUGACCGAGCCUGAGCCCGCCUCUUUUAGGUGUGAACUGUCCGUCCCCAUCAACAAGCUUCCUGUGUGGACUCUGAAUGGAGAGAUCCUGCAUCCAGGACCCCACGUCCGCCUGGAAAACCAUGGGACUGUCCACAAACUCACCCUGAAGACCACCAACGUGGACAUGAGUGGGACGGUGACAUUCACCAUGGGAAAGGCCAAAAGCAGCGCCGCGCUCACCGUGACGGAAGAGUAGAAGAAAGAGAGUGGAAACAUCGGAACUGGUUACCUGCAAUCCCCGCAUUCGCAAAUCAUGUCAGUGAAGAACAUUUUAAAUCUGAUGUAUGACUUUUUUU
Messenger RNA from Thalassophryne amazonica, 6802 nucleotides. It is a transcript of the gene obsl1a, whose product is annotated as obscurin like cytoskeletal adaptor 1a. Gene Ontology annotation, molecular function: protein binding. Bases 43 to 6702 code for a protein of 2219 amino acids. NCBI's taxonomy places the organism in Eukaryota, Metazoa, Chordata, Actinopteri, Batrachoidiformes, Batrachoididae. The transcript is spliced from 24 exons. The record is from RefSeq and is a predicted model, not a curated record.